This is a messenger RNA of Humulus lupulus (European hop), 1653 nucleotides long. Its product is annotated as zinc finger BED domain-containing protein RICESLEEPER 2-like. Bases 1 to 1653 code for a protein of 550 amino acids. Gene Ontology annotation, molecular function: DNA binding. The transcript has 2 exons. Lineage: Eukaryota; Viridiplantae; Streptophyta; Magnoliopsida; Rosales; Cannabaceae. The record is from RefSeq and is a predicted model, not a curated record.
AUGUCUACCCAAGAUGUUACGAAAUCUAAUUUUGUCGAUGAUGUUGAUUAUGUUCAUUCAACACAUACACAAGAGGCACAAUCUCUAGGCAAUACAAGAGGUGAAAAUGAGAGUAGAAGUACAAGAAUAAAGAUAACAUCUCCUACAUUGGAUCAUUUUACAUUGCAAAAAAUUGAUGGUGAAAUGAAGGCAGUUUGUAACCAUUGUGGGAGGAAAUUAGUGGGAGAGAGUAGUAAUGGGACUAAACAUUUACUUGAUCAUGUGAAAAGAUGCCAAGUAAUAAAGGAACAACUUGCCACGAAUCCUAAUUCUAAUGAAAGUCCUUCAAUCACAGCUUACAAUUUUGAUCCUGAACUAGGGAGAAAAUUGUUAGCUCAAAUGAUCAUUCUACAUGAAUACCCUUUAUCGAUGAUUGAGCAUAGGGGUUUUAUAGACUAUUCAAAUACUAUUUGCCCUAUGUUUAAAAUGGUGUCAUGGAAUACAAUUAGGUCUGAUAUUUUGAAAAUCUACAAGAUUGAGAAGGAAAAAUGUAGCCAAAUUUUGGAGAAAAAUAGAAGUAGAAUAGUUAUAACCACUGAUAUGUGGACUGCCAAUCAUCAAAAGAGGGGAUAUAUAACUAUGACAGCUCAUUUCAUAGAUGACUCUUGGAAGUUGCAUAACAAGAUUAGUACAGUGACUGUGGAUAAUUGUACUACUAACGAUGCAAUGAUUCCACUUUUGAAGGAAAAGUUUAAUUCUAGUUGUUUCAUUUUAAAAGGAAAGCUACUUCACAUGCAUUGUUGUGCACAUAUUUUGAAUCUUAUUGUCAAUGAUGACUUGUCUGUUAUUGGUGAUAGCACUGACAAGAUUCGAGACAGUGUUGCUUAUUGGUCAGGCACACCAAAGAGGUGUGAGAAAUUUGAGGACAUUGCUCGUUCUCUUGAAGUGUCAUGUACUAAAAAAUUGUCACUUGAUUGUCAGAUAAGGUGGAAUUCAACUUACUUGAUGCUCAACAUAACUUUACUGUACAAUAGAGUAUUUGAACAAUUAAAGCUACGUGAUUCAAGGUAUGUUAGAUAUGCACCAUCAGAAGAUGAUUGGAUUAGAGCACAAAAAUUGUGUGACAGGCUGGAAGUGUUUCAUGAGGUGAUAGAGUUGUUUUGUAGAACCAAGUAUCCUACAUCUAAUCUUUUUUUCCCAAAGAUGUUUCAAAUUAAAAUGAGAAUUAAAGCAUGGAUAAUAGCAGAUGAGCCAUUUAUUAGGGACAUGGAAACUCAAAUGAUAUCUAAGUUUCAAAAGUAUUGGGAAGAGAUUCAUGGGCUUAUGAUUGUGGCAGUUGUUUUGGAUCCAAGAUAUAAGUUUAUGUUGAUCGAAUAUUAUUUUCCUACCAUUUAUAGAAAUGAUCAAUAUGAGAUGCAAAUUAAGAAGGUCCACAAGCUUUAUUAUGAUCUACUGGAAGAGUACAGUUCUAAGUUUCCUAAUCCCAAAGAAAGAAGUCAACAAAUGGAUAGUGUAUCAGCAUCUUCUCCAACACAAAUGGAUGAUCUAUCUAACUUUGACACAUAUGUUAGAGUUGCAUAUGGUGUAGAGAAUGUGAAGUCAGAGUUAGAAUUCUAUUUGGAAGAGAAAUUGAUACCUAGGACUGAUGAGUUAUUUGAUAUAUCCAAUUAUUAG